CCCAACGUUGAGGCUCAGGCUCUCUUUCUGCCAGCUUCCUUCACUGAGCAGCGCUUUCCAGUCUGCUUUCUCUGUCCCGUCCGGCUCAGCUUGGGUCACCGCCUCAAACCAGGGACGCCAUGCAUGGAUUUUGGUGACAGUGAUGAAAAACCUUGUAAAUUCGUCCGGGGUGUCCCAGGACGAACUGGAAGACCCAUGGAAGAAGGGGCUGAACAGCACCGAGGAUUACCUGACCUACCUGUGCGGACCGAGGCGCAGCCACCUGUUUCUGCCCAUGACUGUAGUGUAUGCACUGAUUUUUGUGGUAGGAGUAGUGGGCAAUCUCCUAGUGUGCCUGGUUAUUCUUCGGGACCAGCUGAUGAAGACACCAACCAACUACUACUUGUUUAGCUUGGCUGUCUCUGACCUCCUGGUCCUUCUCCUGGGAAUGCCCCUGGAAGUCUACGAGAUGUGGCACAACUACCCUUUCCUCUUUGGACCCGUGGGCUGCUACUUCAAGACUGCCCUCUUUGAGACUGUGUGCUUUGCCUCCAUCCUCAGUGUCACCACUGUCAGCGUGGAGCGCUAUGUGGCCAUCCUCCACCCCUUCCGUGCCAAGCUGGAGAGCACCAAGCAGAGGGCCCUGUGGAUCCUGGCCAGUAUCUGGGGCUUCUCCAUCAUCUUCUCUCUGCCCAACACAAGUGUCCAUGGCAUCAAGCUCCACUACUUCCCCAAUGGGUCCUCGGUCCCUGGCUCUGCCACCUGUACGGUCAUCAAGCCCAUGUGGAUCUACAACUUCAUCAUCCAGGUCACCUCCUUCCUCUUCUACAUCCUCCCCAUGACCCUCAUCAGUGUCCUCUACUACCUCAUGGGGCUCAGAUUGAAGAAAGAUGAAUCCCUCCAGACGGAUGAAGUGACUGCAAAUAUUCAGAGACCCUGCAGGAAAUCAGUAAACAAGAUGCUGUUUGUCCUGGUCUUAGUGUUUGCUGUUUGUUGGAUGCCAUUUCAUGCUGAUCGACUCUUCUUCAGCUUUGUGGAGGAGUGGACCGAGCCCCUGGCUGCUGUGUUUAACCUCAUCCACGUGGUGUCAGGUGUGUUCUUCUACCUGAGUUCUGCCGUCAACCCUGUCAUCUAUAACCUGCUGUCUCGCCGCUUCCAGGCGGCUUUCCGGAACGUGAUCUCUCUUCCCUGCCAAAGCUGCUGCCCCCAGGGUCACUCACGAGGGCCCCCCGCCCAGCGGAACAUCAUCCUCACCGAAUGCCACCUGGAGGAGCUCAGUGAAGAGCCAGGUCCCCAGUUCCCCGGCCAGUCGUCCGUCUGCAGUGCGCCCCUGUCCACUGCCCUCUGCACCGAGCAGGCCCCGCGGAAGAGGCCGUCCCGUUGGCAAGGACCGAAUUCCUCGCUGCCUCCUGCCUGCUCUCUAGUUCCUAAAGACGACGAGCCUGGCGAAGCACAGGGCCCCUCUGGAGGGCAGUUUCCCCUCUGAGGAGACUGGGCCCGGGUCAUCCACAGGCUGAGUCAGGCUAUCAGUCGGACAACCAGAGGCCACGGGCAGUCACAGGAGGAAGAGGCGUCGGUGCCGGUCUGCUCUUCGUGAUUGGAGAAGUCCACGUCAGGGCUCCUUGGCAGCAAUCUGUUUGCCCUACUGGCCCAUCCUUACAACGCGACACGACUUCUUACGGUGUCCUGAGCCUUUUACCUUACGAACUCUGAUACCGUGGAAAUGCUCCUCCGAAUUACUGUCCCACAACUCCAGUCUCCAUUGUCAUUAGUGGUCUUUUUCAUCAGAAACCAGAUCAGAUAUAAAUUUUACUUAGAGAAGAAGGAGAAGUAAAGAGGGGAAGCUGAGAUGGCAGGUUAGAUGAGAUAUGAAUUCCACCGUACAAAAGCGUAGCCAUUUUCAUAGUUAGACAGAUCCAGACAUAGUUUUCUAACAUCUUAUUUCAUAGACAGAUAGAAGAGUGGGCUAUUGUCUUGGAAGAAAGGCACCUGGAAUGGCAACUACUGGUCCGAAACUAUUCGGCCCUUUAGCUGUCACCUAUAUGUUCUUCAUGUAUAUGAUUCCAGCGAAACCUGCUCCUCAGAUUCAUCUGCCAUUAUACCAUCACAGGGAAUGCGUAUUCCAUUCAACUGGGUCUGCUCACUCCUCGUAUGAAGACACAGUCCAUAGUUUUCCCUACCUGUGCAUCUCAGCUCACAGGACACCUUGUUUACUUCCAAUUUCCAUCUGUUUGUAUCCGACCAAGGUCACAACGCUCUCCUCCACGUGGUAUCUCCUCCAUUCAGACAUGCCUGGUUUAUUCAAAU
This is a messenger RNA of Fukomys damarensis (Damara mole-rat), 2286 nucleotides long. RefSeq names its product neuromedin U receptor 2 (gene Nmur2). Gene Ontology annotation, molecular function: neuromedin U receptor activity. The coding region runs from base 143 to 1465 and encodes 440 amino acids. Gene Ontology annotation, cellular component: plasma membrane. NCBI's taxonomy places the organism in Eukaryota, Metazoa, Chordata, Mammalia, Rodentia, Bathyergidae. The record is from RefSeq and is a predicted model, not a curated record. Gene Ontology annotation, biological process: G protein-coupled receptor signaling pathway. The transcript has 4 exons.